CCGGUGUGUGUGUGUGUGUGUGUGUGGGCGGCGCGCCGCGGCCUCUCUCCGUCUCCUUGCAGUGGGACAGCACAGCACCAUAUGGCAAAGUGAAAGUUAGGUCUGUGCGGCGAUAAAGUUUGGUCGUUCGGAAGCGGACCGAAGCGCGGUGCCCUGCCUCGCACUGAGUUGGGGGCAGCCGCCUUGCACUCCAAAAUGCCCAGACGGGACAGUAGCAGUGACAGUGAUUCCAGCUCAUCCAGUAGCAGCAGUGACAGCAGUAACAGCUCUUCCAGCAGCAGUUCAAGCAGUUCAAGUGGAAGCAGCAGCAGCAGUAGUAGCAGCAGUAGUGAUAGUAGUAGCAGGAGUUCCUCUUCAAGUCCUCAGGACAAAAGAGGUAGAUCACCAAGGAAUGCCAGCCGGAGAAAAGAGGAAAGGCACUUGGAAAGAAGAGACAGAACUUUUUCACAUGGGGACCAUCGAGCGAGAGUAUCGGAGCGUGAAAGAAGGGAUGAAAAGCCGACCAUCAGAGAAGAGAGAAGCUCAAAUCUCAAACAGUUGAGCUGGUCAAAGGAAAGACGACCAGAGAAUGAUAAAAGACGACGUUCUCCAGAAAGUUCUUGGAAAGAACCUUCAAGAAGCCAUAGUCCUCAGGAGGUAAGGCGAAGAUACAGUCCAGAUUCAAGGAGCAAAAUUGGGGAUGAUAGGAAUAGAAGGUCCAAAAGAAAAUCUAGUAGUCCUUCUCCCAGACAUCAAAGAAGGGAAUACAGGUCCAGCUCCAGAAGUCCUUAUCGGUCAUCAAGGAAGGAGAGUACAACUUCAAAAUUUAAUAGAUCAGAGAAAUCUGAUAGCUACAGAAGAAGCCCAGAGAGUCGGGACAAAAGAAUACUGAAGGACACUCGUUCAACAAGUAACAAGAGUUCUUCGCAAGUAGAAGAAAGUACACAUCGAGGCCAAGCGAGAAACUAUAGCUCUCCAAGGUCAAGACGGUUCCAUUCUAGUGUCGAAUCAAAAGAGAAAAGCAGAGAUAGCAGAAGUCGAAAAUCGGAUAGCUCAUCUCGUAGCCCUCCCGAAGAGGAUUUCAAAAUUUCAAAGUAUCCUGAUUCACAUUGUUCAAAUGUUAGACGUGACUCCCAAAAAUAUAGUAGAUUAGUUGAAUCAGACUCUGGGAGAAGCAAAGAAGAAUGUAUUGUUACACAAGGAAGUGGGAAUGCUUCUCAAAGUCCAGACAGCCAUGAACCAAGCACUCGAUUGUCAAGUUGUAAAAAACAACCACAAACUGCAGUGCACUCUGCAACAGAUUCCAGAAAUAAUAGCCCUGAAAGUACAAAGCAAAAAUCUCCAAGUCCCUCUUCAAAAAGUCGAGCUGAUGAGCGUGAAUGUACUCCUCAUGAGCAACAACAAAAAAAGGAUGGGUCACCCUGUUCAAGCGUAAAAGAAACGCAAAAGUCAGAGUCUGGAAGUCCCAGAUCAUCCCACAAUGAAAUUACUGAUUUUAAAAACAACAGAACUGUUCUGCCAGAUAGUCUAGAAGAAAGUAAAACCUUUACAGCGCAGGGAGAAGAUCACGGAAAACCAAACCCUGAUCCAGGAAAAGAAAAUCAGCCUGAAAGUAUUCAUUCCACAAGGAAAACUACUCUGUCCUGCUCUGCCACAAGUUCUGGGAAAGAUUUGUCUACAAAUAUCAGUAAUAGUGAAUCAAAAUGUCACGAUCCUAACUUGGAGAACAGUAAAAACGAUAGGAGUAGAAACUCCUCUAAAAGCUCAAGACGAAGAUCAUCCAGUUCAUCGUCGUCAUCGUCAUCGUCGUCCUCUUCGUCAUCCUCCACGAGCUCUUCUUCAUCAUCUUCAUCAUCCACAUCAUCAUCUUCGACAUCCAGUGAAGAAGAAAAUAAUGAUAAACCAGGGUCUGAUUCAGAGCCAUGUAUGUCAUUGCACCAAAAUGAAAAAGGAAGUAAUUGUGAGAGUAUACCUCUGCACACAAAUGCAAAUCAUGAGAGAAGAAGUCAAGAUGGAAAAGAAGAGCAGCGGUUUCAAGAUUUAGAAUCAUCAAAUGAAAAAAGGAUGCUUUGUCUUCCAGAUAGUACUGGCAGGAUACCAUCUCGAAGUCAUAGCCCUUUGGAAGAGCAAUCCCAAUGUCUAAAUACAUGUGAUACAAUAUAUGGAACUUUGGUAUCUGCUAAAGAAAUGCACAGUGCUGAUGAAGUAUCUUCAAGUGAAAAGAAACCUGAUGAUAAAACUGAUCUGGGCUCCCCACAAUCUUCACCAGCUAGGGUUACACCUAGUUCUGAAAAAAACAAGUCUCUGUCAGAUACAGAAAUAAUAGAUGAAAGGAGCUGUCAGAAAAUCAGUACUGAAAAUAAGGAACCAGAUAGCACUUUGUCAUCUGACCCAACAGAUGACAAGAGCCUGCAAACCAUUGAGAGCUCUGAGGUAGGAAAUUCAAAUAUCCAGAGUCCACACAUAUCCAGUCAAAGACAGCAGAGUCCCCUUUUGGACAGUGCAGAUGGAAAGGAACAAACCAGUCUUCAGAGAAAGAGGCAAAGGUCAUCUUCUUCUGAAGGGAUGAUUGGUUCUGGCUCUGGACCUGAAAGUCCAGUGGAACCUCCUCACAAAAUGACUUUUAAAUCCAGCAGUCCUGUCCCUGGUUUGAGGGAGGCACCAGAAUCUUCUCAUGCAGCUUCAUCACAAGAGCAAGAACCUGAGGAAAAAGAGAGAAAAAGAUCAAGGAACUCGUCAGGUGCAGAAAUGGCUGAGAGCACGCUUAAGGAUGAUGGAGAGACCAAUAUUACCAGAGAAGACAUGAGUAAUUUGGAGACAUGUGUUAAUACAGAGGAUGGGAUGAUUUCAGGUAGCUCAGACAGUGAAGAGAGUGCGGCUAGCAGUGGUACAGCUGUACAAAAAAUGAAAAGCAGUGUGAUACAGAUACAGUUUAACUCCAACCAGGAGAGACACGACAACCACAGUCCAAGUCAAAGGAGCUCUUCGCCUGAGUACAGACAUAAAGGUACCAAAAAGUCACGGUCAAGAUCACCAAGAGAUUAUCCUGACAGGACUGCCUGUGACAGAGGUCCAUCUAGUAAUGGCAGAUAUAAUGAAAGAAACAUGCAACCAAGAGGUAGAGACAAAGAGAAAAAAGUGAGCCUAGAUUCUGAAUCCGAUCACAGGAAGCGACCAAAAUCACCAGCACCUAUCACAAGAAAUGAGGAAGAAUCUGCCACUCAGAGCUCUUCUGAACCACCAACGAAAAAGAAAAAGGCAGAACUGGAUCCGAUAUUAACAAGGACGGGUGGAGCGUACAUUCCUCCUGCACGGUUGCGAAUGAUGCAAGAUCAAAUUGCUGACAAAAGCAGUUUGGCAUAUCAGCGAAUGAGCUGGGAAGCUCUAAAGAAGUCAAUUAAUGGUCUCAUCAACAAAGUCAAUGUCUCAAACAUCGCUAAUAUUAUACAUGAACUUUUGCAAGAAAAUAUUGUUCGGGGAAGAGGAUUGGUUUCUCGAUUUAUUAUACAGGCACAGACAGCUUCUCCUAUAUUUACUCAUGUUUAUGCUGCUCUUGUGGCAAUUAUAAAUUCAAAGUUCCCUCAAAUUGGGGAGCUAAUUCUCAAGAGAUUGAUCCUUAACUUUCGCAAAGGUUAUCGCAGAAAUGACAAGCAACUGUGCCUUUCAGCCUGCAAGUUUGUAGGUCAUCUCGUUAAUCAGAAUGUGGCCCAUGAAGUGCUGUCGUUGGAAAUGCUUACAUUGCUGCUUGAGCGGCCCACUGAUGAUAGUGUUGAAGUGUCAAUUGCUUUUCUGAAGGAGUGUGGAAUGAAGUUAACAGAGGUUUCUCCUCGAGGCAUUAAUGCUAUAUUUGAACGUCUUCGUAAUAUCCUUCAUGAAUCUCAGAUAGAUAAACGUGUCCAAUAUAUGAUUGAAGUCAUGUUUGCAAUUCGGAAGGAUGGGUUUAAGGAUCACCCCAUUAUCCCUGAAGGCCUUGAUCUAGUUGAGGAAGAGGAUCAAUUUACCCAUAUGCUUCCUUUAGAAGAUGAAUACAAUCCUGAAGAUGCGCUAAAUGUCUUCAAGAUGGAUUCGGACUUCCUUGAUAAUGAACAGAAGUAUAAAGAACUAAAAAAAGAAAUCCUAGAUGAAGGUAGCAGUGAUUCUGCAUCUGGAGAUGAAGAAGCUGGUGAUGAUGAUGCUGACGAUAGUGACAAUGACAAUGACAAUGAUGAGGAUGGAGAUGAGGAAGAAGGGGAAAAGAAACUAACUAUACAUGACAAGACUGAAGUAAAUCUUGUUUCAUUUCGUCGUACAAUUUAUCUUGCUAUUCAGUCAAGUUUGGACUUUGAAGAAUGUGCUCAUAAAUUAUUGAAGAUGGAAUUUCCUGAAAGUCAAACUAAAGAAUUAUGCAACAUGAUUCUAGACUGUUGUGCACAACAGAGAACAUAUGAAAAGUUUUUUGGUCUUUUGGCUGGGCGCUUUUGCAUGUUGAAGAAGGACUAUAUGGAGGCAUUCGAAGGAAUCUUCAAGGAGCAGUAUGAAACAAUACAUCGCUUAGAAACAAAUAAACUACGCAAUGUAGCAAAAAUGUUUGCACAUCUCUUGUACACUGAUUCAAUUCCAUGGAGUGUACUAGAUUGUAUCCAUUUAAGUGAAGAAACAACAACAUCUUCCAGCAGAAUCUUUGUGAAGAUCCUUUUUCAAGAGCUUUGUGAAUAUAUGGGGCUACCCAAAUUAAAUCAAAGGCUACAGGACAUGACAUUACAGCCUUUCUUUGAAGGUCUCUUUCCAAGGGAUAAUCCACGCAAUACGCGAUUUGCUAUCAAUUUUUUUACCUCUAUUGGUCUUGGAGGACUAACAGAUGAAUUACGAGAGCACUUGAAAAAUGCACCAAAAAUAAUAAUGACCCAGCGACAGGAUGUUGAAUCAUCAGAUUCUUCUUCGUCAUCUUCAUCCUCGUCUGAUUCAGAUUCAGAUUCAUCGACUGAUUCAGGAUCUGAAAGCAGCAGUAGCAGCAGCAGUGACAGUGACAGCAGCUCUGGAUCCUCGAGCGACAGUGACUCCUCAUCUUCCAGCAGCAGCAGCAGCGUUUCAGAUGAUUUAAAUUCAAAGAGCAAGAAGGUACAGAAUAAAAACAAAGAGCAAGAAAAGGCGGACAGUAGAAAACAACCAAGUGAAAGAGAGCGAUCUGGAAAAGAGCAGGAAAGCAAGUAUUGUGGCAGCAGUGAGGAGCAGGAAAGCAAACUAGAUAGAAAUAGUGGCAGAACUUACAGACAAUCCAGAGACAGAAGAGAUGAAUCGACGAGGCAUGAUCGAGAAGAAAUACAUGAACGAGAUCGGAAAUGUUCCAAUCGGGACAGAGGUCGUGACAGAAACAGAGACUUCACAGAUAAACGUAUUGAAAGCAGAAAAGACACGAGAAACCAUUCUCGUUCUGAAAAUGACCGAAACAGCUCCAGGAGUAAAGAUAACCAUGAUCACUACAGUCGAAGAAGAGAAAAGUCAAAAUCUAAAGAGAGAAGUCGCAAGGAAAUGACCUCAAGAAACAGUGAGGAGGACCGCCCCAAAAAUGGAGUGGAUAAGCGAUCAGGAAAGCAUGACCGUCAGGAGAGCAGAUAUUCUGAGCGCUCUAAGGAUUACAGAAAGGACGAAGAUAGGUGCAGAGAAAGUUCCCCAAGAAGACACUAAAUAGAAUUUAGUGCUGUUAUUUGGAAAAACUGCAUUGCCAAAGCUCUUGGGGAAGUAUCAAGGCCACAGCAAAAAGAGAAGGAACCACGUCUUGCAUAGAACUGCUGAUCUGUAUGUAGUUUCCACUGGAACCUUACAAACUGCUAUUUCCAGUUGUCAUAUUUUGUAAUUAAUAAAAAAAAAAUCUGCAUUUCAAAUAAAUUCUGAGGAAAUACCUUCAAACAAUUUUUCCUUUUGGACAAAUCUGAAAGAUGUGCAGAUUUAUUUUGUGGACAGUGAUAUCUUUGAUAAUGCAUUUAUAGAGGAUUUGACAUUCUCUUGCUCCAUGUAAAUGUUUUGUUUGUCAAUUGAAAUAAAAAUCGUGCAGAUAUGUCA
This is a messenger RNA of Rhincodon typus (whale shark), 6018 nucleotides long. RefSeq names its product CWC22 spliceosome associated protein homolog (gene cwc22). The coding region runs from base 196 to 5643 and encodes 1815 amino acids. Gene Ontology annotation, molecular function: protein binding; RNA binding. The record is from RefSeq and is a predicted model, not a curated record. Gene Ontology annotation, biological process: mRNA splicing, via spliceosome. Gene Ontology annotation, cellular component: catalytic step 2 spliceosome. Lineage: Eukaryota; Metazoa; Chordata; Chondrichthyes; Orectolobiformes; Rhincodontidae. The transcript has 21 exons.